AUGUCUUCCCCAAACGCCGCCCCUCAGACUCACUCGCCGCUCCUUCUCCCGCGUCCCGAUGGCGCCUCAUCUCGUCUUCCCGUCCUUGCGCUCCUCCUCGGCCGCCGCGGCCACUCCACCGUGGUCCGAGAGACGGCGGCGCGUGAGCUCGAGGAGCGCCGCGCCGACUGGACCUACUCCAAGCCUGUGGUGGCGCUCGACAUGACGUGGAACAUGGCCUUCGUGGUGGUUUCGGCGGUGAUGGUCGCCUGCUCCGUCAAGGAGAAGCCCAACACGCCAAUCCGGUGGUGGAUCUGCGGCUACGCGCUGCAGUGCCUCGUCCACGUGGCGCUCGUGUGGCUCGAGUACAGGAGGAGGAGCGACGCUCCCAGCGACGAAGAAUCUGGUGGCCACCUCGAUUACGAAGACGUCAACGAGAGCGACGAGGACGAUGUUGGAACCUCCGGGAGUUCCCCUUCCACUGCAUUCACUAAACGAUGUGCAUCAUUGAAUACCAUGAUUUCGUUACUUUGGUGGAUGGUGGGCUUUUACUGGGUUGUCUCUGGUGGUGACAUUCUUCUGCAAGAUGCUCCGCAUUUAUACUGGUUGGCUGUUGUCUUUCUUGCAUUUGAUGUCUUCUUUGCUAUCUUUUGUGUUGUGUUGGCGUGCUUGAUUGGAAUCGCCCUCUGUUGUUGUUUACCCUGUAUUAUUGCUAUUCUCUAUGCUGUUGCAGGACAGGAGGGUGCAUCAGAAUCGGAUCUCAGUGCUCUUCAGAAAUACAGAUUUCAAAUGUUAAGCAAUGGGGAAACACCUAGUGAGGGAGGUGGAUCAAUGAUUCCUAUGGAGGAGACCAACAAUGGUUACUCAGUGAAUGAACGAAUACUUUCAACUGAGGAUGCAGAAUGCUGUAUAUGCAUCUCUUCUUAUGAGGAUGGAGCGGAACUUAAUGUUCUUCCAUGUAACCAUCAUUUCCAUUCUACAUGCAUAGUGAAAUGGCUAAAGAUGAAUGCAACUUGUCCUCUUUGCAAGUUCAAUAUUUUGAAGGGAAAUGAACAGAUUAUAUCAAGACAUGAAAGAAUAGAACUUCUCCCAAUUUGCUCGGUUUAG
Molecule: messenger RNA, 1086 nt
Organism: Sphenostylis stenocarpa
Lineage: Eukaryota; Viridiplantae; Streptophyta; Magnoliopsida; Fabales; Fabaceae
Source: the annotation of a GenBank genome assembly